Molecule: messenger RNA, 4171 nt
Organism: Beta vulgaris subsp. vulgaris (sugar beet)
Lineage: Eukaryota; Viridiplantae; Streptophyta; Magnoliopsida; Caryophyllales; Amaranthaceae
Exons: 19
Coding region: 790-3339 (849 amino acids)
Source: RefSeq, a predicted model, not a curated record
GUCUGCAUUCAUAAUGGGGGGAGUAUACAGAUGUAAUAUACUCUUGUAAGGGGUGAAACUCGAUUCUAGGACCUCUGAGAUCAAGGUGAUCGAUGCCAACACCAUUUAGACCAUCACUUGCUGCUCGUAAAGACAUUUUUAUGUGUGCACAUAGACCAUCAGGAAAAGAGGUCACAAGUCAACAAAAUAUGAAGUUUUAAUACAUAGAUAAAUAAUAUUAAUUAUACGAAAACAGUUUAGAUUUAUAUUGCUGAAUGCUGAUGACAUAGUAUGGCUUUUUUUUUUUUUUUUAAGAAAAUGUCGUAUGACAUUCUACUUAUAAAUUAAUUUCAUUCUAAAAAAAAUAAGAAAACAAAUCCAAACUAAUUGUGACCUGUCUUUUUUUUUUUUUUUUUGAGGGGUCUUGUCUUUUUAGUAAGUCUAAUCUUAAUUGAACACCUAAUUUUUGCCAACUUACUACAAUCGUCCUAAUUAGUAGUUAUCAAGGAGAUCAAAAUUCAAAGAAAGAAAAAGAAAAAGCUAGACAAUUGCACAAAAUUCAUAAUUUCUGGGCAAAAAAAAAAAUAUCAACAAUUCAACAUGAGGGUUUUGCGGGUUUUCCCCCCUUUUCCCAUACAGCUCCCUUUUCCCACGAAUUAUACCCGUUCUUUCAUCAACACUACUUAAUUAAUUUAGGUUUAAUUAAUCUAAUUAAUUCAAUUUAAUAUUUUUACAUCGUACUCUCUAAAUGAAAUGAUAAUAAUUUAUUACAAAAAAAAUCCCAGUUAAUAAUUCCCAACAUCAUUCAUCAUGAUGUUCUUCCCAGUGGUGGUUUUUUCUUCCCAAGAGGAAGACUCUCCCUGCCCAAGACAAGGUGAAGAGUUUACUGAGGAAAUUGCUGUAAUGGCUGAGAAUGAAGCCUCAGGCAGCCAAGGAUGGAGAUCUUCACUCUCGUUGCCAUCUUCAGAGGAUGUUGCUAGAGCUGUGGCAGCUGCUGCUACUUCUGUUAGUUCACCAAGACCAUCCGUAGUCUUCUCUUCAAAUGACGAUGGCUCUCAUUCCCCGUUAAAGAGAAUACAGAAUCAGGUAUCAAAGGUGCUAAAAGGCUUUUCAAAAUCUUCCGACAAAAGAAGUCUCACUUACAAUCCAGAAGUGUUAACAAAGCAAAAGCGUCAGUGGGCCAGCUUUCAGUUAGAAUCAUUGGACCAGCGUUCUUUUAAAGAGCCAUCAAAACUUUUGGAGAGCAUGGUAGUUGUUGGGCUUCCUCCUAGUUUUGAUGCUCAAGAACUAAAAAAACGAUUACUUGCUAGGAAGUCUGAGGGCUCAGGAAGAUUUCGAAUUGCUUUAAGUGGUCAUAAUCAAUCUCGUGUAGAGCCUAACUUUGAGCCCCAGGUUUUAUUUGUUUAUCCUCCAGAAAAGCAAUUACCCCUCAAAUACAGGGAUCUUUUAUCCUUUUGCUUCCCCGGUGGUGUCGAGGUUCAUGCUAUUGAGAAGAGUUCUUCAAUGAGCGAGUUGAAUGAGAUACUUCUUGGACAGGAACAUCUCAAACAGAGUGAGUUGUCUUUCGUGUUUCGUUUGCAGCAGGGUGCUGAUAAUUCAACUCUGUACGGAUGUUGUAUUUUGAUGGAAGAACUUGUGGAUAAACCUUCCCGGUUGAUUUCUUUGAUUUCUGAUAGCCAACCUGUUAGCUCAUGCUUGGGACGGUAUAUAUUUACCACAAAACGCUGUUAUUGCAUACUUUCACGGUUACCCUUUUUCGGGUUGCAUUUUGGUGUACUGAAAAGCAUAUUUAUGGAAGAAAGAUUGGAACGCUUAACAAAAAGUAUCAGUGUCUUGGAUCUGGAAAUGGCAGAUACUGGUAACAAGGUAGAAGGGUUAGAAGAAAAUGACGAAAUGACUGUCAAAUUGUCAACAAAACAUAUCUCGGAGGAUGACACGGUUUCAAAACAUAUCUCGGAGGAUGACACAAAUGAAACCGUGGUAACUUCUCAAUCAUGUUCUAGUGGAACGACUGCUUCCACUACAGUGAAUGAUGUAGGAAGCCAGCUAGCCAACUCUGAUCUCGAGGGAAUCUCCUCCACUUUGAGGGAUGAUACUGAUGAUUCUCUUACAAUCAUAAGUUAUGAAAAAGAUACCAUUGCAUCUGAUAAAGAGCCUAUUGUAACCAAACAAAAUUAUGAAGCAAGUGAUACCGAUGUAGAUAACUCUUCUACGAGCAAGCCAACCAUGGAAAAGUCUAUACCAGGUGCGGUUUGGCCGCUGCUUCGCCACCAGCAGUUUGAGAGUUCUGAACUUUCCUGCAGUCAGGGCUCUCCUUGUGACGAGAGACAAUUGAGGAGUGAGAAUGAUGAGACAGAUAUUAGAGAAACAUCUAUCUCUGGCCAGGGAGAUUUUAGCAGCCAUAUUGACAUACUUGACUGGGCUAAGGCAAAUAGUCAUGGGUCUUUACAAAUUAUAUGUGAAUAUUACAAGGUUGAUUGUCCGCCAAGGGGUUCAGGUAUUACUUUUCAUCCGCUAGAGCAUUUGCAUCCUUUGGAGUUUCAUAGGCCAACUGAAAAAGCCCUGGAUGUUUCUGGCUCACCGCUAGAUCUAAAAUCGUGUAGGACAAGCCUUGAGAGGGUAGAGGUACUGAAUGCGUUGAUAUCUGAGGAAGAGGCUACAUCUUUAUCAGUAGUGACCAUUUCAUGCAUUUGUGGGUUUUUAAGGCUUGAGCAUGUCUUGACAUUGUUUGCAGGAGCCUUGCUAGAGAAACAGAUCAUAUUUGUUUGCUCUAAUUUGGGAAUAUUGUCAGCUUCAGUUCUCUCGCUUAUUCCUUUGAUACGUCCCUAUCAGUGGCAGAGCCUGUUAAUGCCGGUUUUACCAAAUGAUAUGCUCGAUUUUCUUGAUGCACCUGUGCCAUAUGUAGUUGGUGUACAGAGCAAAUCUUCUGAACUGCACUCAAAGUUGACAAAUGCCAUCUUGGUGGACAUCAGCAAGAAUCAGGUGAAAUCACAGUCGAUGCCACAAUUGCCACAACAAAGGAAUUUACUAGCCUCCUUGGCUCCCUACUAUUCUAAGCUUGUUGGAGAAAGCUAUUUGGGAAAAAAGAGACCCAUCUAUGAAUGUACCGAUUUGCAGGUUGAAGCUGCCAAAGGUUUCAUGGAAGUGUUGAAAAACUACUUAGAUUCUCUUUGCUCUAAUCUCCGUUCUCACACAAUAACUAACGUGCAGUCCAAUGAUGAUAAGGUAUCACUGCUUUUAAAGGAGAGCUUCAUCGACUCAUUUCCUAGCCAUGAUCGACCUUUUAUGAAGCUUUUUGUCGACACACAACUCUUCUCUGUACAUACAGAUCUUGUUCUGUCCUUUUAUCAGAAGGACUAAAGCUACUGCCAAAAGUUGGCAUCUUUAUUUACUUCACUGUUCUUACUUAAGGCUUAAUUAAUACGCAUAUCCAAGGGUUUUCAACACCACAAACCAAGCUUAAGGGGUAUGAGUAUCUACUUCCACACUAAGUUAUCUAUACUCGGUGCAUAUUGUGUGUCGAAGUGUCAGACUUGGCUUACGUCAUGAAAAUAAUUUCAUGUUCCUCAUCCGAAAUGGAGAGUUAAGUCCAUACCCAUGUCAAGCUGUCGAGAACCUGACACGCAUACUUGAGGUGUAAUGAAGAGUUCAAGUAGUUCGAGGUGUAAAACUCUUUUGUGAUAUAAAAAAGAUAAUGCAAAAAUGUUGUAGACAUCAUGUUUGUAGUUAUGUGUUUGAGGUGGGUAAUAAGGUGUUUGGAGCAGAUAGAUAAAUCGCUUUCGAAUGAUAAAGAACGGUUUUCGAAUCAUAAAGAAGGCUUUCACUGAAGUAGAGCAUGUACGUGUUAGGGUUGAUGUUUCCUUAGUGGUGAUUUUAGAGCUUUGCUAUUGUGGUCCAAAAACACAGAGUUGAGCUGGAUAAUUGGACCACAUUUGGCUCAUCAUUGCUAACACAAAAUGGCUGUCUUCCUCUAAGGAACACCUUUCUUUUGUGAUUUCUGUAAAAGAGAAAAACUCAAUACAACAAUUUGGUUUUUUUUACAGUAAUAGGGUUGUUCUCAAACUUCUUCAUACAUGUAUGUAAAUUUUGUAUACUAUCAGAAUGAAUUCAGAUGUAAUAGUGGUGUAAAAGCUUUGUUCUUACACCAAUUUCAUCUCUCUGCUUUUUUAUUUUUUAUUUUUAUUUUUAUUUU